Molecule: messenger RNA, 4476 nt
Organism: Scomber japonicus (chub mackerel)
Lineage: Eukaryota; Metazoa; Chordata; Actinopteri; Scombriformes; Scombridae
Product: cAMP-specific 3',5'-cyclic phosphodiesterase 4B-like
Exons: 16
Coding region: 23-2287 (754 amino acids)
Biological process (GO): signal transduction
Cellular component (GO): nucleus; perinuclear region of cytoplasm; cytosol
Molecular function (GO): 3',5'-cyclic-AMP phosphodiesterase activity; transmembrane transporter binding
Source: RefSeq, a predicted model, not a curated record
GUCUGGCUAAACAUCCCUCGCGAUGAAGAAAAGCAGGAGUGCACAGGGGGUUACACCGGGUGACGAGAGUAAGGAGCCUCCUAUGGGACAGUCUACAGGCAACACCCUCGGGGUAGAAGUGUGCAAAGUCCACAGGCGGUUUUCUGGCAACCUGCAGCUGCCUCCGUUGUCGUGGCGACAGGCAGAGAAAGAGAGGGAUAGGGGAAGCGCGCUCACACCUGAAGAAGACAUAGUGACCCGGACCAGACCGACGAGCCUACCCAUUGUUUCCCUGCCCCGCAUAGACAUCACACAGGCUGACCCAGACAGCUUUGAGGUAGAGAAUGGCCCAUCGUUGUGCUGCAGUCCUUCAGACCCACAGGCGUCCCCGGGUUCAGGUCUGGUUCUACAUCCCAACCUGGCGAGCCAUGGCCAGCGCAGGGAAUCCUUCCUGUACCGGUCUGACAGUGACUACGAACUGUCACCAAAGUCCUUGUCUCGAAACUCAUCUAUUGUUGGAGAACUACAUGGAGAGGACUUGAUAGUGACUCCAUUUGCCCAGGUUCUGGCAAGCCUUAGGACUGUCAGGAACAACUUCACCACCUUGACGAAUGUACAAUGUGCAUCUAAUAAGAGGUCUCCUGCUGCGAAUCAGCCCUCUGUCACCAAAGUCUGUCUGUCCGAUGAGUCCUACCAGAAGCUGGCUAUGGAAACCAUGGAGGAGCUGGACUGGUGUCUGGACCAGUUGGAAACAAUCCAGACCUACCGCUCUGUCAGCGACAUGGCCUCCAACAAGUUCAAGAGGAUGCUGAACCGUGAGCUAAGCCACCUGUCUGAGAUGAGUCGCUCAGGCAACCAAGUGUCAGAGUACAUCUCCAACACUUUCCUAGACAAACAGAAUGAGUUGGAGCUUCCAUGUCCAGUUCCCAAAUCAAGGGAAAGGAAGAGGAGGCAGGGCCAGCAGCAGCAUCAGCAACAGCAGCAGCAACAGCAGCAAGGCGGGAUGAUGAAUCAGAUCAGCGGGGUGAGGAAGGUCAGCCACACACCCAGCAUAUCUGGAGGCAGCAGCAAUCGUUUCGGGGUCAAGACAGAUCAGGAGGAACUGCUGUCGAAGGAUCUGGAAGACAUCAAUAAAUGGGGACUGAACAUCUUCAGGGUAGCAGAGCACUCCCACAACCGACCGCUCACAUGCGUCAUGUACACUAUCUUUCAGGAGCGAGACCUGAUGAGGACGUUCAAGAUUCCAACAGACACCUUUGUGACGUUCAUGCUGACCCUGGAGGGCCACUAUCACUCGGACGUGGCCUACCACAACAGCCUGCACGCCGCCGACGUAGCCCAGUCCACUCACAUCCUCCUUUCCACCCCCGCACUGGAUGCGGUCUUCACUGAUCUUGAGAUCUUGGCAGCCAUUUUCGCUGCAGCGAUUCAUGACGUGGACCACCCCGGAGUGUCCAACCAGUUCCUCAUCAAUACCAACUCCGAGCUGGCUCUGAUGUACAAUGAUGAGUCAGUGCUGGAGAACCACCACCUGGCUGUGGGCUUCAAACUGCUGCAGGAAGACAACUGCGACAUCUUCCAAAACCUCACUAAGAAGCAGAGGCAGACGCUCAGGAGGAUGGUCAUAGACAUGGUUUUGGCAACAGACAUGUCUAAACACAUGAGCCUGCUGGCCGACUUGAAGACGAUGGUGGAAACUAAGAAGGUGACCAGCUCUGGAGUGCUCCUGCUGGACAACUACACGGACAGGAUGCAGGUUCUUCGUAACAUGGUUCACUGCGCUGAUCUGAGCAAUCCCACCAAGCCUCUGGAUCUGUACCGGCAGUGGACGGACAGGAUCAUGGAUGAGUUCUUCCACCAGGGAGACAGAGAGAGGGAGAGGGGGAUGGAGAUCAGCCCCAUGUGUGACAAACACACAGCUUCAGUGGAGAGGACACAGGUGGGCUUCAUUGAUUACAUCGUCCAUCCACUGUGGGAGACGUGGGCCGACCUGGUCCACCCGGACGCCCAGGAUAUCCUCGACAUGUUGGAGGACAACAGAAACUGGUACCAGAGCAUGAUCCCUCAGAGCCCCUCCCCUCCUUUCUACACCAGCGACGGGGAGGGGGGACCACUCGGGGAAGUGGAAGGGGUGCCUGUGGCGAAUAAAUUUCAGUUCGAACUGACGCUGGGCGACCAGGAUGGAGGCAGGCAGAGCGGAAUAAUGGAGAUGACCGACAGGUGUGACGGCGUGAUGCUCCAAGAUCAUCUCUCCGAUCCAGACGGGGCGGAUACAGUGACACGUGAUGUCUCUCCAGCGGAAACAUAGUUGUGAACUGACGUCGUUUCGUGAAGAGUGCAGCAAGGUUUUUUGCUGUUUUGGCUGAAAUCAUUUUAUUGCAGUGGAGCAAUCCUGCAAUCUGGCUCUUUGGAGCUGCCUGGCUAAGAGGGCCUGACUGAAUGUGAGGCACCCCUGCAAACGAGGCUUGGAAACCCUGCGGCAGUUUGUUUAUGAGCCCCCUAGACGGGAGGUGGAAGAGCGUAGCCUCUGUUCUUUUAAAGAAGAGACUACUGUGGGACUGCAGAGGCAGGGCUGUAUCUGAGCUCUCACUGACAAAGAAGGUGAAAUGGGCGAUCCGUGUACUGGGACAAGUAAAAAUUCCAAACUUGCACUUCAGGACCUUAUUUUUUUAUGUUCAUUUAGAUUAUUUGUAUUGUUUUGGGAUGGAUGCCACCUGGUAAAGUGUCCAACCAAAACUAGUGGUCAGCAAGUUAUUUGUAACCACGUUUUUUUUUUCUAACACUUGUCUAAAAAAAAAAAAAAAUGUGUGUGCCUUUUUUUACACCUGUAUCCUUUUGUAAGUGUUUUUAUAAUUUAUUGAACACAUUCAUGUAGCUGUAAAAUGUGUAACAUUUUCUACAAGAAGGACAUAUUUGUCUCACACAGUCUUCCUGAUGUUUUGGCAAUAGUAUAAGCUUGUCCUCACUAAAGCGUUCAGUGGAUGUAUUUCUAAAAAUCGUUUGACUUCCCAGCACAGUUUGCACUUUGUCACGCCGAGAGUGUGAAAAGUAUCAGUAAUUUUAUUAAGUCAGAAGACGUGAUAGUAAACCAAAACAAUAAUUUUAUUUGAUUUAUCCAGCUGUUUCGUUUUUUCCAAUAAUUCAUCACAUAAGCAAUGAAAUAACUCACAGAUCAGAUUCCUUGAAAGCGGAAAAACAUUUUUUAUUUGGUUAAAAAAGCAAAGAAUCCAAAACCAUUUUUAAAAAGUCCAAAGAUCCUAUAAAGAAAGCACUUUUGAUGAAUUCACUGCCACCUCGUAAAAGUGUGACCCAAAUCUUAAACAGUCACUAGUGUUACAAGUCAAACUUCCAAGCAGAAGUCAAAUUGAUACUUUGCAUCUUCCUGUAGCUGGAUAAAGAAUUCAUGCAAACAGAAGCCAAUCAUUAAAUUUAAUUUCACCAAAAGUUUCCAACACAAAAUCCAAUAAUUUAGUUUCAUACCGAGCUGUUCCAGUAUGGGAAAAUCUGUUUCCACCCCUAUAAUUCACUCUUUUCAUUAGCUCACACACACCUGUUGUGGUUAACAGCAUUCCUUUCUCGUGAAUAUACGUAUACACAUUGAACUUUGAAUGACUGUAGACUGCGUGCACAUUUUAAAAAGACACCUGUUAGUGAUAUAAUAAUUGUAUCUUGUAGUUUUUAUUGCAGCACUUUGAAUAUGUCGACAGUUCUGCAGCUGGUUGCUGAUCUGUCCAACACUACCUUAAAGGUACCACAUUGUUAGGUGCAACCUUCAGAAUAAAGAGGGGAGGUCAACAUCGUGUCAUGACAUGAUACGUCUUCUCCUGUGCGUGUGUGUGUGUGUGUUUGUGUGUGUGUGCGCUUGCGUGCAUCUGAGUGUGUGUGUGUGUGUGUGUGUGCGCGUAAGCGAUCACAGAGUUGCACAAUCGUGUUGCACCCAGCCAUGUCGAGCUGACCCUUCAACUGUUUGUAACAGUGUAUUUAUUACCUUUUCCUUGUACAUUAUAAUAUUGAUAUUGAUUGAUAAUAUUCACUGUAUAUUUGUUAUUAUUUAUAUGCCCUACCACAUGUCAAAUCACAGUUUGACUGAACUCGUCUGGUGAUUCUGAUUUAUUGUAUUCAGCAAGCUAUUUUGCUAUAAGACCAUAACAUGAAGUUAUGCAGUUCAAUUCUGACAAAUUGAAAUGUAUGUUUGGUUUGAAAUUCCUGCCAGAUAAUGUUUAUACAGUCUGAACCCACAACAUCCUUGCUGGAGGUGCAGAAGUCUGGCUUAUGUUUGUGUCAUUUAGUUCCUGGCGGAUUAUGAAGGCUGGAAAUGUACUGCAGUAUAAUGUGUACGGUGACGGGUCAUUGUACAGCUAUAGGAAUAUUUGCUGAAAUAUGUAACAUUGUUCCAAAUGUAUUUUUUCAGUGUUUUCCUCACAAUAUAUGGUAAAAUGGUAUAUGUUGUGCUCAACAAAUGUUUUCUAUCAGAUUAUUAAAAUGGGCAUGUAUUAC